Messenger RNA from Suillus subaureus, 781 nucleotides. RefSeq lists its product as uncharacterized. The coding region runs from base 278 to 607 and encodes 109 amino acids. The transcript has 4 exons. Lineage: Eukaryota; Fungi; Basidiomycota; Agaricomycetes; Boletales; Suillaceae. The record is from RefSeq and is a predicted model, not a curated record.
AGAAGAGGCACGAGGGAUCGAUUGAAGACAGCAUUAAUAUUGAGACGAGGCAGCGCAGUACCUCAAUACACAGACCUAUAUCAAACUUGAACCGACACAGCACACAACCCCAAUCUUUUUAGACGUGGAUACGUGUUUUUGAUGUUCAAUUUUGUUUUCAAUUUUUGUUACAUCUUGCCAGCAUCUGGGCUUGUAUCUCGCUGCAUGAUGUAGAUUAUUCAAAUUUAAUCUGGACAAAAUAUUCGAAUUAAUACCAUUCAUCUACUUGAACCUUUCGAUGAUCGUGUUAUGGUGUUGUGCUGUCUCAUUUGCUCGCUGUGACUCGUGUGUCAUGAGACAGAAGUACUGUAGGUUAGACUACCGAAUAAUCGUGGGAACAAAUUUUAGGUGUGAGUGCUCCGACCUGCACGCACGACCAACGCUUUUUUACUCAUUGCGAGGUCAUCGGGCCGCGAAUCCGAUAAUGGCUCGAGAUAGCAGCAUCCAAGAUAUUCCAUGUAACUUUACGCCCGGUCCUGCGCGCGGACUGCCCACUGGGAUCUUGCUCUGUCUGCAACAAAUUGCUAGUGUAUGGCGAUUUUUGAAUGUUCCGACACUCGCAGCGUGACACUGGAUACAGCAAGCACAAACGAAUUUUUCUUCACUGUCUCAAACUCUGGAAGGUUGCGAAGAGCUGCGGUAGUUUGUCUUUUGUUCCGUUAGCCUAGUAAUCACGAUUCACUUUCCAGUGCUUUCGUUCUGGAAUCUGUAUGACGUUUAUGAUGGCCAGCGGCUACAGCCU